Thecamonas trahens ATCC 50062 is the source of this 1662-nucleotide messenger RNA. RefSeq names its product lysyl-tRNA synthetase. Gene Ontology annotation, molecular function: lysine-tRNA ligase activity; ATP binding; tRNA binding. The transcript has 2 exons. Gene Ontology annotation, cellular component: cytoplasm; cytosol. Lineage: Eukaryota; Apusomonadida; Apusomonadidae. Gene Ontology annotation, biological process: lysyl-tRNA aminoacylation. The coding region runs from base 1 to 1662 and encodes 553 amino acids. The record is from RefSeq and is a predicted model, not a curated record.
AUGAGUGAGUGCCCCCGCGCCGAAGAGGCAAAGGCUAAGGCAGAGGCCAAGGCUGCCCAGGCUGCGGCCGAGGCCGCCAAGCGCAAGUUCAAGGUGGCGGAUCCCGAGUCGAUGGACUACUUUGACUACAAGCAGGAGAUGAUGCGGCAGUACGUGGAGGACGGGAACCAGUCGCACCCGCACAAGUUCCAGGUCACCCACUCGACGGAGGAGCUCCGCGAGCAGUACGGGUCCGAGGAGGUUGUGCCGACCGGCACUGUGAUCGACGACGUCGUCUCGAUUGCCGGGCGGGUGUACAACAAGCGCGAGGCCGGCUCCAAGAUGAUCUUCUACGACGUGCUCAACAACGGGGUCAAGAUCCAGGUCCUUGCCCGCAAGAACGAGGCCGACGAGUCCGAGCUUGAGUUCGAGGACGCGCAUGCCAUCAUCAACCGCGGCGACGUUGUCGGCUUUACCGGCAAGGUCGGCCGGUCGAAGAAGGGCGAGCUCUCGGUCUUCCCGUCCAAGACCGUCCUCCUCACGCCGUGCUACCGCAUCCUCCCGCGCGAGCUCACCUCGUCGGAGACGCGGUACCGCCAGCGGUACCUCGACCUGCUGGUCAACUACAACAAGGUCGCACCCAUUCUCCAGAAGCGGGCGGCCAUUGUGCAGUACAUCCGCAAGUUCCUUGACGAGCGCAAGUUCCUCGAGGUCGAGACGCCGAUGAUGAACAUGAUUGCCGGCGGCGCAACGGCGCGUCCGUUUGUCACCCACCACAACGACCUCGACAUCGACAUGUUCAUGCGCAUUGCGCCCGAGCUCUACCUCAAGAUGCUCGUGGUCGGCGGCCUCGACCGUGUGUACGAGAUCGGGCGCCAGUUCCGCAACGAGGGCAUGGACCAGACCCACAACCCCGAGUUUACCACCUGCGAGUUCUACAUGGCCUACGCCGACUACAACGACCUCAUCGAGAUGACUGAGGAGAUGAUCUCCGGCAUGGUCCUCGCCGUCACCGGCUCGUACGUCGUCGAGUACAAGCCCAUGCACGCCGAGGAGCCGUACACCAUCGACUUUACCCCGCCGUUCAAGCGCAUCCCCAUGGUUGCCGGCCUCGAGGAGGUUCUCGGCGAGUCCAUCCCGCGCCCGCUCGACUCGGACGAGGCCAUCGCCUUCUACCGCGCCCAGGCCGACAAGCACGGCAUCGAGCUCACCCCGCCGUACACCGCCGCCCGCCUCAUCGACUCGCUCGUCGGCGAGCUGCUCGAGGGCAAGUGCGUCAACCCGACGUUCAUCACCAACCACCCGGUCCUCAUGUCGCCGCUCGCCAAGUGGGACCGCACCAACUCGGAGCUCACCGAGCGCUUCGAGCUCUUCGUCGCCACCAAGGAAGUGUGCAACGCCUACACCGAGCUCAACGACCCGUUCGUCCAGCGCGAGCGCUUUGCCGACCAGGCUAAGGACAAGGAUGCUGGCGACGACGAGGCCCAGCUCAUCGACGAGAACUUCUGCACCGCCCUCGAGUACGGCCUCCCGCCCACCGCCGGUUGGGGCCUCGGCGUCGACCGCAUGUGCAUGCUUCUCCUCAACCAGAACACCAUCAAGCAGGUCCUCGCCUUCCCAGCCAUGAAGCCCAUUGAUGAGUCCGGUCCUUCGGCCCCCGCCGACGACGCCGAUGGCCAGUAA